Molecule: messenger RNA, 243 nt
Organism: Eimeria tenella
Lineage: Eukaryota; Apicomplexa; Conoidasida; Eucoccidiorida; Eimeriidae
Exons: 2
Coding region: 1-243 (80 amino acids)
Source: RefSeq, a predicted model, not a curated record
AUGGCCGACCCGCACCCAGACUCCCAAGAAGCCUCAUCCUCCGAGACAGCAGCAGCAACAGCAGCAGCAGCAGCAGCAGCAACAGCAGGAUCCGGCAAGGACGCGCUAUGGUUCUCGACGUCAAGUACCCUGGGGAGUUCCUGGGGCCCCCAGGGGCCCUAUGAGGGCCCCCCGAGCAGCAGCUUCGCCCCCUGUUCAGCAGCAGCAGCAGCAGCAUCCGGGCCUAACGGACCAGUCUGGUGA